AUGGCGCUCCUCAAGAGUGGUGGUGCACCGGAGGAUGGACGGAUGGGUGAGGUACGGCCGGGACCGGCCACCGUUUCGUACGCGUUCGAGAAGGAGCUGAUCAACCGGCAGAACCGGCACAUCCGGCUGUACGACAGCUUUCUGCCCAGUCUGAAGCGUGUGCCGAUCGCGAUCAAGUUCUGGUCCAAGUACGACUCGACGGCGGCCGGCCGGGCCAGCGGGCUGCCGAACUUUGAUCGCUACUGUGCGCUGGUGGAGAAAACGAUCGCCGAAGGACCCCGGGAUCGCUACCCGGAGCCCAUCACCGAGAGCCAGUGCUACGGUUGGCACCAGGAACCAUCGUUCGGGCGGCGGUCCGGUGAGGGUGAGCGUGACCGGCACCUGCACCAUCACCCGAAGAAGCGCUCCCAGAUCACGCUCGUCGGCGAGAAGAUCAACGCGGACCGCAUCACCCAGCGGCCACGCUUUACCGGUGUUCCCUUCAAGCUCACAUCCUGAUUCUGAUUUGCACACUCACAGCGAGAGAGAGAGAGAGACACUUUUAUUUACGCUGGAUCACAAUGUAUCGUGCACGUGAAGGAGGAAUAAAUUAGAGUUGAGCUCGUUAGCACAAGCAGACGCGCGUGCGCCAGCUAUUGCUACUGACAUGGUCUGUCGCAAAGUAAACAGAACUUUUCCCAUAGCACCAUUUCUAGUGGAAUGUGCGAAUUGAACUUGUUUGAAAGGUGCCUCUUCGAGGAAGCUUCAGUCCAAAUUUCAUGACAUUUGGUCCACCGGAAGUUGUGUUAUGGCGCCUAGAGUGACAGUAUGAUUGUGCCAGAUCCAGAUCAAGUGAUUACGGGGCCGGAUUGUUCGAUAAAAUGCAGUUUUUGGUACAGAAAAAAAAACAGUGUUGAGCGUGGAUCGAUGCGCAUUAUGGGCGCCAUCAAGCGCCAACUCCCUUCUUCGCGAUGUUUUUGCCACAAUCCGACGAAUAAGAUGCAUUGAACACCUUAAAAUAUCAAGAUAAUAUUAGGCAGUAACCGAUUGGCCCGAGCAUUUGUUUUUAAUUUGACAAAAUCCCGUAAUCAUUCAAUGCUUCCUGGUGUAAUCAUGGGGUCUUCACAACGGGAUUUGAAACCGCGUAUACUAAGGCUUGGAACAGCUUAAAUUUGGCCGCACUCUUCUACUCACUGCAGUACCCCCUGGUGGUCGCUUUGCUACUCUGUUGGUGUCUUUUUAAAGGUCAACGUCUUUUCUAUUAGUGAUAAAAAAUUUGCCAAAUUCGAACCAAACCUUCAAAAGUUAUCGCUGAUGGAACAGGAAGGGUGAAAAAAAGGUCUGC
Molecule: messenger RNA, 1324 nt
Organism: Anopheles aquasalis
Lineage: Eukaryota; Metazoa; Arthropoda; Insecta; Diptera; Culicidae
Source: RefSeq, a predicted model, not a curated record